Molecule: messenger RNA, 7299 nt
Organism: Leptosomus discolor (cuckoo roller)
Lineage: Eukaryota; Metazoa; Chordata; Aves; Leptosomiformes; Leptosomidae
Product: interferon-induced very large GTPase 1-like
Molecular function (GO): GTP binding
Source: RefSeq, a predicted model, not a curated record
AUGGGUUCACAGGAGGACAACCUAGAGGAUGACAAAAAGGUGCAUCUUGCUAAAAAACUCCUGGCAGAAGCAUGUGAGAAAGAAGGACUGGAUGAUGGAUACUGGCUCCCCAAACUGUCAGUGAUACUGGGAGUCAAGUCUAGAGAAGCCCUGAAACAUCUGCAAUAUGAAGAUUAUCUUAAGCUGGAGUGCGAAGUACGGUACCCCUGGGAAAUAAAGGCGCUCCAAAAACUCCUGGGACUAAGAGAAAACAAAGCAACUCUCGAGCAGCUGCAGAAGCAGCGCUUGGAGAUGGCAAAGCAGAGACAAGAAGCAGCCAAGCUAGCCCUGAAGGAGCUGAAGGAAACGCAAAACAGCCGCAGCCACAGCAGGGACGCUGUAAAGCAGAAAGAGGAGGCUCUGUGGCAAGCACUGGAGAUUCCCAAAGAGUACUGGGCAUCACCGGGAGAGUCACUGGUGGAUGUGCUGGAGAGCAUCCAGAAGCGUCUGGAGCAGCAGGAGUCGUCAGUGGGCAGGGGUGAGAACGUCUCCGACGUGGAGGUCCUGGGGCGGGCGUCGGGGGGACUGGCCCUGCAGGGCAUUUACAGAACUAGCAGCCUCGCGGAUGUGCUGGCAAAGCGAGACCAGCUCAUCAGGGUUCCUGACGGAUUCAAGCUCACUGGUCCAGAGCAAGGGUCACUGCUUGAGAGGAAGGAGUUCUCCUGCUCUGCAGCGGAAGCCACUUUCACCAAGUCCAUGGAGCAGCUGGGGUUCAGCAUCAGCGUUUCUGCCAAAGCCGGGUUCUGGGGGUUUAACGUUGAAACUGGUGUGGAUUACAGCAGCUCCUCACAGUCGGAGGACACCUACCAGUCCCGCUCUGAGCAGAGCUACCUUUGCACCACCAAGUACCAGUACAUCCCUCUGGCCUCCUGCUACUUCCAAAAGCAUCAGCUUUACCUCUCGGAUGCGGCCCUGCAGGAGCUGAAAGACAUCGAGGAGCUUCUGAGCGUCACUGAGGAAGCAGACAGGCCCAACUUGCUGAAGAGCAGGUGUACGGGCUUCUUCGGCAGGUUUGGGUCCCAUGUAAACCAGGGUCCCCUCCAUUUUGGGGGGAUAUUCUGGUGGAAGGCAUCUACGGAAGGAUUCAGAGCUGAGCAGUGGGAAGAGAUGAAGCGACAAGUAUCCGAAGCGCUGAGCUGCUACAUCGGGGCCAGCUACAGCGGCUUUGGCGUCAGCGUAGCAGCGAACGUGGAGGUUUCGAAGUCCAGCUCACAGGCUUCUUUUCAGAGAAGAGACGAAAAAAAGGUUCAGCUGUACGUGACCAAAACGGGGGGCCCAUCAGAGACGGAUUCUCUUCCUCAGUGGAAAUCGGGGCUUGUAACGAAUAACACCACCUGGUGCGUUAUUGACCGAGGCUUUCAGCUGAUCCCAGUGUGGGAUAUAAUCCUGUCCAAUCACAGCAGUGAUUUUAAGUCCACCUAUCAAAUCAGCAGCGGCCUCAGGGCUGUGUACGAAGCGCUAACAAAUCACAACGUUGGCACCAUGUUUGGAGACGAACUGGUCAGCGCAGUGGAAGAGGCCAGAGCUUUCCUGGAGCACAUGAAGGACUGGGAGGUGACGGUGGAUGAAAAGAAACUGCUCAUGCUGAUAGAUUUCAAGCAGAAGCUGAACGAAAAAACCAAAAACCACAGUGUCUGGAUCAACGUAUGCCUGUCGGACAAAGCACUGCAGGAGUUCCUGGUGAAUACCGUUCUGUUUUACAAGAAGUCACCUCCAGAAAACACCAUCUAUAUCAAGUCUCUGUUGAGGUGCCUCCUGGAUCCUUAUGUCUACUCUGUCAAGGACUUCCCUAGGUCUUCCUUCAUUAUGGAAUGGGUCUUCCAUACUGAGCACAUGCUUCCCGAAACUCCCAAUGUUUCUGAGCUUGAAGAUCUCACCAAGACACUGCUGCAAAUGAAGGAGCACAUCCAGGACGUCACCUAUGCACCAAAAACCUCUGCAUCUGCCGUUCACGAAGCAAAGAUAAAAGCCACCUUGACUGCAAGCCUAGCUGUUUAUUCCUUGCUCCAGUUUCUCCAGGAAAGGGCACAGAAAGACAUAGAACUGCUGGUGCUCUUAAUUACGACCAGCACGGGAUACCAGGUGGAAAGCAGCACUUUUCAGUACCUCCUCGGAUGUCCAGAAAUUAACUACAUGAUAAAUGAAAUGCAAACGGGACAUAAGGAGUAUCUGAGCCUGAAGGAGCAAGAUGUUUACAGAGCCCAGGCCUUCCUGCUGCUGACUGGUCUAACUGUGACACCCAAACGUAAAGAGGUGUCCCCUGAGCAGAAGAGUGAGCGUUUAGUUUUCAUGGAAGAUCAAAUGAAAAACCUAUGGUCCACAGAGGUAGAAACUCUCCUCAAAAAGCACAGUGCAUCGAAAGACUGGGAGAUGCUGGAAACCGACUUGCAAUCCUUCAUCAACGGGCACUUGGAUGACACGUGUGACGAUCUGAGGAAACACACUAUCAUCAAAGACAUGGAAGACACUUUUCAAAGAACAGAGCCUUCCAGUCAGCCCAAAUCCAAACCAGACGGCAGCGAAUCCAAAGCAAAUCAAGCCAUUGCAAACCAAGAGUUCCUCCACUUACUUAAACGCCUUGGACUAGAAAAUCACUAUCCAAGAAAAAUGGGGACAGAAGAUUUCCACAUCAUAUACAAGACAUCUGUACAGGACAGCCAGCCCAGCAAGGACGCUGAACUACCAUUUUACUUCUUGCAAAAGCUACUAACUGUGGAUUACCGGGUGAGGUACCUGACUUGCAAGGACGAGAGCAACCCAGGACUCGCACACGUGCUAAAAACCACAGAGCAAGAGCAUGAACCCUCAGAUUCCUUUGAUGACUUUUUCACCGAUUUGGAGGAAGAAGCUCCUGAAUCUGCAGCCAGGGCCCGUUGUGUGCACCCCAUGGACCUCCAGAUGGCCAUUUUUCAUUGCGCUGAUGACUUCAUGAGACAGUACAUUUCCACAAAGCUUGCUUUCUGCCAAUUUGCGCUACCCCUCCUGGUACCAAACCCAUGCACUUCACGGAUAGAGUUCCCCCUCUGGUCCCUCAGCCAAAUAAAAAAGAGCUGGAAAGGGGCUGAGAAGCUCGGGGGGCAGACCAGAAUUACCAGUUACAAAAACAAACUCAUUUAUCAGGCAGAGACACCCAUCGUGUCCUUCAUACGGAUUGGCAGCUCUCCCUCCUCUUCCAAGUCUCAGAUCAUGAAUGCUCUGCUGAGCAAACAAAAGCAUGACACUUUUUUCCACCGACAUUGCAAAGGCAGCAGCAAAGACUGCUUGCUGAUGAAAGGUGUUGUGGAGAUCUCCUGGUACUGUCCCCGGGGCAGCGACGAUGACAGCUUCGACCGCUGCAUUGCUUUCUGUAACCUGCACGGAGAUGCGAAGCACCACGAAGAACAGCUGCAGUUUUUACAGGAGAUAUCUGCUGUGAACGUGGUUCUCGUGUCUGAGUCUGAUCAGAGCGACAAGAAAGGGAUGAAAAUUUUACGUGACCUGUGGCAGUCGCAAAGGCCUUUGGUUUGUCUUUUCACUGAAAAAGAGAAUGUUGCAGCUGGCCGGUCUAGCCAAAACAUAAAAAUAGGUAUCAAGAACAGAAACGAAGCAGAAUUGAUGGGCAAGCUGACAAAAACAAUCAGGGAUCUCCUGGAAGGGUCUAACACACUUUUCAGCCUUGACGCCUGCCUGGACAAAGCUCGCAAGCACGGCUUCUUAGUCGAUGAAGAUACGGAUGUGUGUGUGAUGGCCAAGGAAAAGGCAAAAGCACUGGUGAAGCUUCUGAAGAAAGAGAAGUUGUCUGAGAUCAAAUCCCAGCUGCUGCCACUUCAAGGCAAACUGUGGUACAUGUGGUGCAAAAAGGACAAAGAACUCACGCGCUUGCAGGAGAAGAGGAACAAGAGCAUAGAGCAUCAUCGGAGCCAAAUUGAGUCAGAGAAGUCAGCAAUAAGAAGGAAGCAACUACAGCAAGCGUUCCCCCUCAAUCAGCUGAUGAAAUCAGUCCUUGGCUUUCUCCGGUCACAGCCAGCAGAUACCAAGAAGUACUUCCUGCAGUGGAUGAAGAUCUUCAUGGAUGACCUGUCCUCUGACCGCCUUGAUGAACUGAAGAAACAAUACCACCAGCUAUGGUCUCAAAUCCUGGCCAUAAAGAAAAGCAAUGAAAAAAACAAUCUGAAACCCAAUCUGCUGAAAAAUUUAGAUGCCCUCUCCAACGAAAUCAAUGAUUCGUCCAUUGGCCUUGAGCACAUUUUGAGAGAGGUAGGGCAGAUUUAUGAGGCGCUGGAAUCAAUGAACUCCAGGGAUGACUGUUUUGUCAAACUACCUGAAAUUGCAGCUGAUCUGAUGGUUUCAGGGUAUCCUGUCGAGCUGAUGGAUGGCGAUGCUUCUUACGUACCGUUGCAAUGGGUCGGCGCAAUCUUUGACAAAUUAAUUGAGAAGCUAGGGGACAAGCGGGUAUUUGUGCUGUCAGUGCUUGGCAUCCAGAGCACAGGGAAGUCAACCCUCUUGAACGCCAUGUUUGGCCUUCAGUUUAAUGUCAGUGCAGGGAGAUGCACCCGGGGAGCGUUUAUGCAGCUAAUUAAAGUGGAUGAGAAGCUGCAACAAGAUCUGGACUUUGACUACAUGCUAGUUGUUGACACAGAGGGACUUCGUGCCAUAGAGAUGGCCAACAAACAGUCCCUUAAUCAUGACAACGAGCUGGCCACCUUUGUCAUUGGCAUCGGCAACAUGACUCUGAUCAAUAUCUUUGGAGAAAACCCUUCAGAAAUGCAAGAUGUCCUUCAGAUUUCUGUGCAGGCUUUUCUGAGGAUGAAGCAAGUCAAUCUUUCCCCAAGCUGCCUCUUUGUGCACCAAAAUGUGGGAGAAAUAACUGCCAAGGAACAGAACAUGGAAGGACAAAGACGUCUGCAGGAAAAGCUGGAUGAAAUGACCGUGACAGCUGCCCAGCAGGAAUUCUGUGACGUCUCCUGCUUCAGUGACGUCAGCCGCUUUGAUGUGAACACCCACAUUCACUAUUUUGCUCACCUGUGGGAAGGAAACCCCCCAAUGGCACCACCCAACCCCACCUACAGCCAGAAUGUCCAGGAAUUAAAGAGCAAAAUUCUCCAGGCUGCCAAGAAGGAGUCGCAGGGCAGAAUUUUGAGACUCUCGAGCUUGAAAGUUCGUAUUUGUGACCUCUGGAAUGCUUUGCUGAAUGAAAACUUCAUUUUCAGCUUCAAGAAUUCAGUGGAGGUUGCUGCCUUCAAGAAACUGGAAACCGCAUUUGGUCAGUGGACCUGGCAGCUGAGGAGUCACAUCUUAGACUUGCAAAUGAAACUGGACAAUAAAAUCCGGAACGGGGACUUGCAGGGUGUCACCACAGGAUACCUUGAAAAACUGGUGCAAGGGACGAGUGAUGCCAUCACGAAAGACAUGGAAAAGUAUUUCAGUGAAGACAGAGACUGUGAGAUCCUGAUCCAGUGGAAAGGCAACACAGAACUGAAGCUGAAAGAACUAAAAGAGUCUCUUCUCUUUGAAACUAGAAAGAAGUGUGAGAAUCUCAUCGAACUACAGAAGAGCCAGCGUAAACUGGAUGAAAGGAAGUCAGACUAUGAGAACAAGCUCCUGGCACGCAGCAGGCAGUUGGCUCUGUCUCUAAAAGGCUGCAGUCUAAGUGACAGAGAACUGCGAGACCGAUUUAUUGAGCUCUGGACAGGCUGGAUCACUGAAGUCUCCUCUGCUGCUCCCCCGCCGGAACAGGCUGAUAUCGAUGUGGAAAUAGAGGAUGUCCUUCUAGAGCACUUUAGGGAGCCUAAGUUACACACACGAAUCAGUACGUUUCCCAGACACAGAAGAUUUUCUGUUGACUUGAAGAAACAUGUCUCUAAGAAAUCCCGUUUGGGCUUCCUUUUCGAUUUUGAUGAUGAUGAUGUGAGGACCAUGCACCGCAUUACAGACAGCAUCAUAGAGUGCGUGACGGCAAACAUCGAUAAGAAGGAAAAGGAGAAAAGGGAUUACAGUCGCAGUUUUAUUCAUGAAAUACUAAACGAAGUAGAGAAAGGUGCGAACUCCGUCCCUAGCACUGCAAAAUAUAAUUUUAAUAAAGAUUACAGAAUAGAUUUAUCACUGUAUCUGUGCGGAAUGGCAGCAGAAAGGUUUAAAGCCAUGCAAGAAGCAUUCAGAAAAGCAAAUGAUCCAGCCAUCUACCUGGAGAGCAAGCGAGAAGAUUUCUUCAAAUGUUUCCAGAUUUCCUGCCAAGGAGCCACUUCUAUUACAACAUUUGCUGUUUUCCUGUGUGACAAGAUUGCCCCAGCUCUCCGCCACGCAGUCUAUGAGAAGACAGCUCUUGACAUCGCUGGAGACAUGAAGGGUAAAGCCACAGAUUUCCGUGGCGCUAGAUCCUCUCUGGAGGUUUGCAUACUGAGAUACAUGGCGCAAGAAGAAAAGUUCGCGAAUUUCAAGGAAUACCUUAAAAACCCACGAGGCUUUUUUGAGAAUUACAUUAAGACACGUGUGGAUGAGUACUGUUUAGACAAGAACAGGCGGCUGGAGAUGUUUCUAGAUUGCUCCCUUACUCACCUCUACGAAUGCAUCCAGAGAGCCGUUUCUCUGUCAACCCAAACUGUCAAAGACAGGAAAGACAGGAACGACAAAAUCUCUCUUUGGCUGGAUGAAUUUUGCAGCACGCUUGGAGAGGUGAUAAACUUGCCCAGAAGGGACCUGAAGGGCAUUGAGCAUCAGGAGAUAACCGACAUAGAGUUCCUGAACAACGCCAUGACAGAAGCGCUGGCUCCCCUGAAGGAUCAGCUCAAGGAAGAGCUUGCGAGUGCUGAUAUGAGCUCGUUUGAAAGGCAGCCCUACCUGAUCCUCGCGGAACAGUUUGCCGGGUGUUGGGAGCAGUGUCCCUUUUGUGGGGCUAUUUGCACAAGCACCAUGCCGAAUCACGACGGAGAUCACCAGCUCGUCUUCCAUCGUCCGGAAUGUUUCACGGGAAGGAGGUGGCAUAAAACAGACAAUCUGGUCAUUGAUAUUUGUUCUAGCAGUGUUGCAAGUGACUGUUUAUUCCGGAUUGGGGCAGACACAUGGAUCUACUACAGGCAAUACCGGUCUGCAGGACCACCUUAUUCCAAGUGGAACAUUCGUCCUGAUCCAUCCAUGCAAGCGUACUGGAAAUGGUUCGUGUCUCAUUUCAGGACAGAUCUGGAAAGAUUGUACAACGGGAAAUUUCAUGGCAAAGGAGAAAUCCCUGCUGAGUGGCAGAAAAUAACAAAGCAGGAAGCACUGGACCAACUGGAGAAGUUUUAG